Elephantulus edwardii (Cape elephant shrew) is the source of this 1627-nucleotide messenger RNA. It is a transcript of the gene GORASP2, whose product is annotated as golgi reassembly stacking protein 2, 55kDa. Gene Ontology annotation, molecular function: protein binding. The transcript has 10 exons. Gene Ontology annotation, cellular component: Golgi apparatus. Gene Ontology annotation, biological process: Golgi organization. The coding region runs from base 1 to 1365 and encodes 454 amino acids. Lineage: Eukaryota; Metazoa; Chordata; Mammalia; Macroscelidea; Macroscelididae. The record is from RefSeq and is a predicted model, not a curated record.
AUGGGCUCCACGCAGAGCGUCGAGAUCCCAGGCGGGGGCACGGAAGGCUACCACGUCUUGAGGGUGCAAGAAAAUUCACCAGGACAUAGAGCUGGACUGGAACCAUUCUUUGAUUUUAUUGUUUCUAUUAAUGGGUCAAGAUUAAAUAAAGACAAUGAUACACUUAAGGAUCUACUGAAAGCAAAUGUUGAAAAACCUGUAAAAAUGCUUAUCUACAGCAGCAAAACACUGGAGCUGAGAGAGACCUCAGUCACACCUAGUAACAUGUGGGGUGGUCAGGGCUUGUUGGGAGUGAGCAUUCGUUUCUGCAGCUUUGAUGGGGCAAAUGAAAAUGUUUGGCAUGUGUUGGAAGUUGAAUCCAAUUCUCCUGCAGCUAUAGCAGGACUUAGACCUUAUAGUGAUUAUAUCAUUGGAGCAGAUACAGUCAUAAAUGAGUCAGAAGAUCUCUUCAGCCUUAUUGACACACAUGAAGCAAAACCAUUGAAACUUUAUGUGUACAACACAGACACUGAUAACUGUAGAGAAGUGAUCAUUACACCAAAUUCUGCGUGGGGUGGAGAAGGCAGCAUAGGAUGUGGCAUUGGAUAUGGCUAUUUGCAUCGAAUACCUACACGCCCAUUUGAAGAAGGAAAGAAAAUUUCUCUUCCAGGACAAAUGACUAGUACACCUAUUACUCCUCUUAAAGAUGGGUUUACAGAGGUCCAGCUGUCCUCAGUUAAUCCUCCAUCUUUGUCAACACCAGGAACUACAGGAAUUGAACAGAGUUUGUCUGGACUUUCUAUUAACUCAACUCCACCAGCUGUCAGUAAUGUUCUCAGUACAGGAGUUCCAACAGUACCAUUGUUACCACCACAAAUAAACCAGUCCCUGACUUCUGUGCCACCGAUAAACCCAGCUACUACAUUACCAGGUCUGGUGCCUUUACCAGGAGGACUGCCUAACCUGCCUGCCCUCCCCAACCUCAACCUCAAUCUCCCCGGGGCCUCACACAUCAUGCCAGGUGUUGGCUUACCAGAAAUCGGAACCCCGGGUUUGCCACCUCUUCCCUCCUUGCCUCCCCGAACCCUACCUGGCAUGGCACCUCUCCCUAUGCCAUCCGAGUUCCUCCCGCCAUUCCCUUGGGUUCCAGAGAUCUCUCCUGCCCCUGGCGCAGGGGAGCUGCUGUCUUCCUUUCCACUUCCUGGCAUGCCACCUUCUGACCCUGUUACAACUACUGCAAAGGCAGAUGCUGCCUCCUCACUCACUGUGGAUGCGACGCCCCCGACUUCCAAGGCCCCGACCGCUGCUGAGGACAGAGCCAUCGAAGCCCCCCCUGCCACUGAGAGUCCUGUGUCUGCAGAUGCAAGUGCUCCUGAGUCAUCUUAACUUGGAGCCAUUCUUCAGAAUCAGCGUGGUGUGUUUAUUUAACCACAGGAGCGUGUCUGGAAAUGCAAACUAUCAUUUAUUUCAUACUAGUUUGUACUGUAUCUGUAGGCAACCUGUAAAUAAUCCUGAGGGGAGAACCCAUCCAGAGGACAUGGGCCUGUGUCCUGCCAAGCAGGGGUGGGCUUAGAGGUUGGGGAGGGAAUUGUCCCAAAGUGCUUGUAUUUGAAAACAACCAAAAAGAAUUGUUAAGGGUGGCUUGCUG